GCUCUUGACACUGCACUAACAAUAUAGGUCUAGGUUCACGCUUGACGUCCAUCUCGAAUCCAACCACGAUAUGGCCUAUUUGCAGGCUCGUAUAUACAUUGUAUGGCAAAGUGUAUCAUAGGCUCAACUCAUGAGGCAAUAUCCUCAAGAUGAAUAUUUCAACAAUGGCCGACACUGGCUCAUCUUUCCUUCCUCGAAUUGAAUCCGUAUUCUAUGCCAUUUUUGACAUAGAGCAUGGGCCAAAAAUUGUCCACCAGGUUCCAGAAGGUCUAAUAGCGACCUCUGCCAGCUCUUCAGGAACUUCCAAGUCAAAUCAUGACACCACACAGUCACCUUCUUCUUUUUCUGCCAUGACUUCCAAAGAUGAUAGUGAACGCGACAUUCCUACGAGUUCUACCUCUGCCCUUGGAACUCCAAUGCUCAGUGCAGUCGACGUCCGUCAACUGCGGUCUCCUCAGAAACGACCCGAUUCCAGCAACAAAUAUCUCUUUAAUUUCGACGAUAUAUCCAAGUACAUCAUACCCAACAGUGCCUUGUAUGGCAGAUUGGUUAUUUGUGCUACGCGAGGGCAUCGAAUCAUAGGCUUUCCUGUUGAGAUGAAAGGCCGGUACGAACGAAACUACUUUCGGUUCAAUCUAUGCUUUGUCUUCGAUCGUACCGCCGACCUCAGCUGUUUCGAGCCCGUGAUACGCAAGAUCGGAAGAGUCUUGACUGCUUGUGAGGAUGAGUCGCGUUUCCUAUCUUCGGAGGACAAUUCUUCGGCGAUUCAUGCUAUCCUGGAGCAGCUUUAUGAAGACCUGAAUUCAUAUCGGGAGACGUCGAUCCCAAUAGACAAAUUUAAUUCCAUUGAACUGAAGAUUUUCCCAUUCUUUCCCAAUCCCGCCCCCAUUCAUGAUUGGCAAGUUCCCCUUGCUUUGAUCAAUCUCAAAGACAGGAUAAGGUCUAAUUGGGAUUUGACUAUAGUCAAGAUUUGUAAAUAUAUAGAUGGCGUCAACCACAUUGCACGCAUCGCAACUCUGGCUGAUUGCGACGUUGCUCUUGUUCGCGAAGCUGUUUCGCAUCUCCUUUAUUAUCAGGUGGUCACGUUGAUCGACAUCUUCCAGUUCUCUAACGUAUAUACACUACGCAAGAGCAUACAGUGGAUGGCCGACCAGCCUCACGUCACGGAAGAGGGCCCGUCCUAUGUAGCCAGACCCGGGGCCGUCCUCGAUUGGCCAAAACUACUGCAUUUGUACUCAAGGCUGAAGUCAGGAAAGACUGUAUAUGAAUGGAUGCAGGAGUAUGAUGUCUUUAAUCAGGGUAUCGACAUAAGGCGAUUCAUCAGCUUCGGAGUUGUCAAGGGGUUUCUGAGGAGAGUUCACCGGUGGCCAAUACUCAUGCCUUCCUCGAAACCAAGCUCUACAGCAGAGAUGAGAGAUUCUGCGAGACUUGGCGACAGAAGUCGAGUGUCAGAGCUCUCGAGCAUUGUAGCUCAACCGUCUCUAUCCUUCGCUCGUCCAGAACCCGAUCAGUCAAGAGUCCGAGCCCCAGUACAAGAAGCCCUGCCCACCAUCACCUCUGCCGGUGCAGAGCUAGUUCCAAUCAGCCCCAAAGAACGCGAGAGUGUCCAACGUCACGUGAGCGCUGCCGAAAGGUCUUUGGCUCGACUCCACAACCGCAUCUCAAAACCGCAAUCUGAAGAACGAACGCCAAUUGUACGCACUAGACCAUUGCGUACACCAAGCAUGAGUGCAAGAGAGCCUCCUCCCGCUCGACGUCCCCAAGUAGAUUACUCUAAUCUGAAUUCUGCUGUUCCCACCUAUGUCUCUUCGUCGCCCCAGUUCUCCUCUAUGCGGUUAUCACCGGACGCGGGUGGUGGCUCCGACAGCAUGGAAAGCGAACAUUCCAGCGGCGGUCGGAGCACCGUUGGUGCCAUAGCGAGAGGGAUACGUAUGUCAAAGUCUCCCUCUGCACCCGGGGCACAUCUGCCGCACACUGCGUCCCCGUUCCCACCAGCCUUGGUUCCGCUGUUAGAUGGAGAACACCAUACAGAUGAGCUAUGCACGCGGUUCAAUGUUGGCUGGCCUAUGUUGUCACAGUGGUUAGUUAUGGCAGGAGGGGGACAAGAAGAUGGUGACUACGGAGAUGUGUGCAUAAUUUAUCGAUGAGGCUGUUCAAUACUAUGAGAAAUCUAAUGCAUGCUAUUUUGUAACACAUAUGAUCUACACAUGAACAGUCUUUAGAUAGGUCCGAGUUCGUUGCAAGGGUAUUUAUAAAAGUCCAUCAAAUGGGUAUACUACCUUUCAACUUGAACAAUCGACUACUUUGGCCCACAGCGAACUUGAUGGUUCCUUUUGGUCUUGCCCAGCCUUGCCCAACGGUGUCCCAGAUAGACAAGUCGUAUCGAGACAGGUUGAUGGUAACGGUCUUGCUCUGGCCUGGUUUGAGUAAAACGUCCGCGAAUCCCUUCAGGACCGAAGGAGGUUCUCCAGCGGAAGCGGGAUGUUGGAUGUAAAGUUGUGGAAUCUAGUGUAGAUGCAAACAUCAAUCAUAGGUCUACUAUCAUCA
Molecule: messenger RNA, 2547 nt
Organism: Somion occarium
Lineage: Eukaryota; Fungi; Basidiomycota; Agaricomycetes; Polyporales; Cerrenaceae
Source: the annotation of a GenBank genome assembly